Messenger RNA from Cladophialophora yegresii CBS 114405, 1383 nucleotides. RefSeq names its product mannan endo-1,6-alpha-mannosidase. The coding region runs from base 1 to 1383 and encodes 460 amino acids. The record is from RefSeq and is a predicted model, not a curated record. Gene Ontology annotation, biological process: fungal-type cell wall biogenesis; carbohydrate catabolic process. NCBI's taxonomy places the organism in Eukaryota, Fungi, Ascomycota, Eurotiomycetes, Chaetothyriales, Herpotrichiellaceae. The transcript has 2 exons. Gene Ontology annotation, molecular function: mannan endo-1,6-alpha-mannosidase activity.
AUGAGGCCUUCUCGAAGAAGACCUCUCCUCCACCUCACCUUGUCGGCUUUACUCUUUACCCAUAGUGCGCUAGCAAUAGAUCUCGACUUGUCGAGUCCCGACUCCAUAAAGAGUGCCGCAAAGAUAGUCGCCGAUGAGAUGGUGACAUACUAUACCGGGUACCGUCCUGGAGAUGUUCCUGGGAAUCUUCCUGCACCGUACUACUGGUGGGAGGCUGGUGCCAUGUUCGGGUCCCUGAUCGACUACUGGUACUUUACUGGCGACGACUCGUACAACGAGAUCACGACUCAAGCCAUGCUUCAUCAAGUUGGUCCAGACAAUGAUUUCAUGCCUCCCAACCAAACCAAGACCGAAGGAAACGACGAUCAAGCAUUUUGGGGCAUGGCCGCUCUCUCUGCCGCGGAGAAUGUAUUCCCAAAUCCGCCCCCGGACCAACCGCAGUGGCUCGCUUUGGCGCAGGCUGUCUUCAACACGCAGGCCGCUCGUUGGGAUACGGCGUCGUGCGGAGGUGGACUGAAGUGGCAGAUCUUCGCCUUCAACAACGGGUACAAUUACAAAAACACCAUCUCCAAUGGCUGCUUCUUCAACAUGGGGGCUCGACUGGCUGUGUAUACCGGCAAUCAGACAUACGCCGACUGGGCUGACCGCAUGUGGGAUUGGGUCUCGGCUAUCGGAUUGCGAGACGCGCAGUACAAUUUCUUCGACGGAAGCGACGACAAUCUCAACUGCACCGAGCUUGAUCAUAUUCAGUGGACUUACAACGCCGGCACCUUUCUCGUUGGGGCUGCCAAUAUGUACAAUUAUACUGAUGGUAGUCAAGUCUGGGCAGAUCGCAUCAAUGGAAUCAUUUCCAGGCUCAACGUUUUUCUGGAGGGUAACAUCAUGAAGGAGACGGCAUGCGAAGCUGUAAAUCCUGAUGGCUCUGAUACCUGCAACGUGGACCAACGCUCGUUCAAGGCCUACCUUGCUCGAUGGAUAGCGGCGACUAUCGUCAGAGCACCUUUCACCUACCCACUGUUAAAACCGAUCUUGGAGCAAACGGCCUCGGCAGCGGCAGCAACUUGCACUGGUGGUGUUAAUGGCACGUCCUGUGGAUCAAAGUGGUGGAAAGGCGCUAUAUUCGAUGGCGAAACCGGAGUUGGUCAACAGAUGUGUGCUCUCGAGGUCAUUCAGUCGAAUCUGAUCACUGAGGUUUCUGGGCCUGUCACGGAAGGCUCAGGAGGAACAAGUAAAGGGGACCCCAAUGCUGGCACUUCGAGUCCCAUUGGCCCUGGGGACCUGCACAAGCACGACGUGACCGCGGCUGAUAAAGCGGGAGCAGGCAUCUUGACUGUUCUGCUCAUUUUCUUCGUUGUGGGCGGCGCAUGGUGGCUCAUCCUUUAG